AUGCCUGGCAACCUGUCGAUUAAUAUUUUGAGCUCAAACUACUCGCGGUACGGAACAUCUGUCUACCAAACGCUUUACAGUGAUUGUGAUGAGACAUGUAGUACUUAUUCAGCCCAGGGCUUGGAAAAUGUGUCAAACAAGGACAGGAAUGCGAAGAUUGAUGGUGGGAUAGACGGUGACAAUACCAAGUCAAAAAUCAAGCGUAAGUACAAAUCACUGUUGCAGAACUACGGUGGAAAUCCGUCUUCGCGCGCCAAGAAAUUCAUCGGCAAGUUUCACGAUCACAACUCAAAUGACUCCUUUUCAAUAUUUUCGCUAAGGAGCUCGUAUUCAAACAGAAACCUACCCACCUCGCAGUCAAGAACAGCUAUAUCUUCAGUGGGUGGACAGCGCGAGGUAAUAUCGGAAUAUUCUCGCCCCUUUGACGAUAUAAACAGUCUCCCGGUAGAAAUUCUGAGGGUCAUUGUUGAACAGUUCACUCAGGGAGCAUGCUUUGAAGACUACAAGACGCUCGUGCGAUGUCUUUAUGUCAGCAAAAAAUUCUGUGUUGCAAGCAAAAUAGAGCUUUACAAAAGCCCCACAUUUACGUCAACUUAUCGUGUAGCACAGUUUGUCACGUCUUUGAGGGUUCAUCCUGAAAACGGCUUGCAUGUGAGACAUUUGGAUCUCUCCACGUUGAAAAAUGGCUUGUUGGAUGGUCAAAAUGGUCACUUUGAGCAGAGCCGUAACUCUGUGGAAGAGCGAGUUCCUACACGCAGGAGAUCCUCUGCUAGGGAUGUGUUGGAAGAGGCGGAUGAAGACCACGAUAGUGAUACAGAUCCCGGUGGAACAGGAAUCGAGAGAUCAGACACACUCUUAGACGAGGACCUUCCUGACAUCGCGCUGGCUGGAUGGCGAGAUUGGAGGUUUAGAUUCGAUCCCCUAUACGGUAACCAGCUGCUAAGUUGUCACAACGUGCUGCGGAAGGUGUCAUCAAGGCCUUCAUCCAUCAAUUCUACUGGAGCUAACAGCACAGGUGGUGCAUCGGCUACAAGAAGGUCACACAGAUCGAAUAGUUCUGUGACUUCUUUCACAACAAGUAUAAUGUCACCAUUCUACAAUUCCCCCUCACUGUCAUCUCUCAGUCUCAACCCGUCCUAUGACAGCAAUAGUGGCAACGAUUCGGUGAAGUGGUUUAACAAACUGUUUAGCACGAAGAAGAGUCCUAAAGAGCGGUAUGAGAAGUACGUGGAGGCUAAUUUCAAGAACCGUAGCGCAUCUAGUACUGAUGCUGUUCGGGAAGAUACAAAAGGAGCAUCAGUGAAGUUUUCCGUGGAAACAAACCUCAAGGACCAGCCAUUUCAUGAUCGACAUCCUAUGACUAACAAAUUUUUUCUGAAAUAUGCUUUGUCAAAGGACAUUCCGUUAGGUUAUUUGUUCCACAUCGUUAACCAUUGUCCGAACAUGGAUAGCAUGAAUCUUGCCGACCUGAAAAUAUCCACAGAUUUUCAAUUGCACGCCCGAAACAGCCAGAAAAGAAGUCAUGCAACGUCUCUCAUACAGGAUGCACAGGUGAUGGUCAGUGGGGACGAUACACCUUGGGGCAGGGACCUGGAACCUCAAUAUUUCACGGAUUCAGCCAAGGGUCACGGUCACUAUGCCAGCCCCUACAGCGUGAAGUCUAAGGAAUUAGAGGAAUUACACUUUGUGUCGCCGUAUGCCAUGGCGGGUGAGGCUUGGAUCUCGUCACAUUACCCGCCGCCUAUCAACGAACGCACCAAGAUUCGAGGCCAGAGGAACCGUAGUCAAAGACAGCACGAUUACAGUCUCACAAAAUUAGAGGUUCGCCAUCUGUUCCAGCUCAUGCAUGACAAAUUACCAUACUUGAACACAUUGCAUAUGGACAAUGUGGUGUGGUGUAAUCAGUCCGAUGUUAAGGAAUUCGUGUUUUCCUCGCUGGAGCAGAAUCCGUUGCUUGAAGUGUUUUUCUCGCAUGCCGGGAUGGGGAGAAACCUCUCAUGGGCCUCUAGCGGUCGCGUAUGCCAAUUUGUGGCCACUCUUCUUUUAGGCGAGAUUCUUGACCAUGACGAUCUGUACUUGGAGGAUUUGUUCAACGUUUGCACCGAACGCUACAACUGCAACGCCGAAUACGACUGCACGAUGCUGGGAUGUUCUAACAAGGUUCUGGUGAGCACUUACAGCCAGAAAACCGUGGCCUGCAGACUGCAAGUGCGCCGCGGUCCACACUCGAGACUGGAAACCCGGGUUGAGCCGGACAGCACCGUGAUGUGCGAUAUGUCAUUGGGUCCCGAGCGCGCUCAGUCCAGUGACGAAGGCCUUUUUCGACUUGAGCAGCUGGCGCACCAGCUCGUUGAACGACUAGAGAAUCUGCGUACGGCUGAACUACGCAGACACAUUGGUGAAAACCAGUACACGAUGCAUUAG
Lachancea sp. 'fantastica' is the source of this 2424-nucleotide messenger RNA. The record is from the annotation of a GenBank genome assembly. Lineage: Eukaryota; Fungi; Ascomycota; Saccharomycetes; Saccharomycetales; Saccharomycetaceae.